AACGAAAGUGUCGUUUAAAAAAAACGGUCUCGCCAUAAACAGAGAGUAUUUAGUGGAUAUAUUCCGUCUGUAUCUUCGCUUUAGCUUUGCACUUAGUAACAACAAAGCAGCCAUGACAUCUAAAAGUGCCAAAGAGACCAUAGCUGCCAAGUUGGGUUUUAAAUCCAGCAGUCCAGCAUCCAAGGCUGAGGCGGAGCUGGACAAAGUCAGGAAGGAGAACGCUCACCUGAGAAAGAAGAUUGAUGACCUGGCCAAGCGACACAUCAAACCGCCUGACACGGACAAUAACAAGCUGCUGGAGAGGAUUCUUUCCCUUGAGACCUUGCGAGAGAGGAACAACCAGCAGUUGGUGGUUAAAGAGCAGGAGCUGGAAACUCUGAGACAGCAGCUGUCAGCCAAAGGAGGAGAGGUAGUAGCUUCGCUGCAAGCCCAGCUGGAGCAGCGGAGGAAGGAAGCGGAGCAGAGAGAUGCGUUGUUCCAGAGUUUGUCACAGGAGACAGAGAAUUUGAAAAACAAGCUGGCCACUGUCUCUGCCCGAUGUCAGACCCUGGAAACCCAGGUGGUGAAUGGACAGGCACCUCCUGCAGACUUGGCAGUUGUGCAAGAUCAACUGAAAGAUGCUCUGGAGAAGAACCAGCAGUGGCUGGUGUAUGACCAGCAGAGAGAGGCCUAUGUGCAGUCUGUCCUGGCCCAUAUAUCAGAGCUGGAGCAGCAGCUGGCCCAGGCAAAGCAGCAACAAACCAAACAAGAGGCCAAUCCAGAGGCCCAUGCCAACUUGGCAGAUCCAGAAAAGGAAUCUCAGCUGAAAAGCCACCAUGACCGCUUGCUGUCUGGGAUGCAGAAAGAACUGGAGAGCCAAAAAGAGCAGGUUACCAGAACCCAACAGGAGUUCAGUGUCCAGCGGGAGCAGGCCUUGAAAGCUCAGGCUGAGCUGCGCUCUCAGAAGGAGCAGGUCAUGGGGGUUCAAGAGGAGAUGCUGGCCCUACAGAGGAAGUACAAUGACAAGUGCAGCGAGUUGUCGUCCUUUCUGAGGAAGUAUGAGGAGAAGUGCAAAGAGUUGGAGGAGGCAAAGAUGGAUCUGCAGGCAGAACGACUUAGCAACAGACAUGCAGUCUGUGAGGAGAGAAAGGUGUUGUCGGAGCGGGCAGACAGAAUGAGGGUGGAACUGGAGAAUAUGGAUAUCAGAUUGGAAGAGGAGAAGAAGAGAUCUGCUGAACUUCUGCUGCAGGUAAAUAUGCUGCAAAAGUCACUUCUGAGCCAGAAGGAAGAAGAGAGAAGAAUUGCAGCACUGGAGCAACAGAUCCAACUCUCUGCCAAGGACUUUGAGAAUGAAAAAAUUGAUCGUCAGAGCAUGCAGCACCAGUUACAUAAGGUGCUGAGGGAGCUUCGCAAGGCCCGUGAUCAGAUUGCAAAACUGGAAUCUGCUAAGCAGCCAAACGCUCGCUUUUCAGAGCCCAGCUCAUACAAUAGCCUUGAGUUUGAGCGCCUCACUAUUGACGACCCUCUUGGCCCUACAUCCCCGUCUAAAGUCACCAACCUCCUGGAUGAGAGUUUCCUGGAGUGCCCAAAGUGUCGGGCCCCUUAUCCCACCAGUCGUCACAGGGAGCUGCUGACUCACAUCGACUACUGCUUUGCCUAGGCUAGCACAUUAGAGUCUGAGAUGAGUGAUUCCCAGCUUGGGUGUCAGGAGCUCCACUUACCCAACAGGGUAAAAACAGUGGGGUUAAGAAUCACUCUACAAGAUCAUUUGAUUCAUUCAGGAAAUCUGGCUCCUUUGUAUUUGUAUCUGGGUAAAAAUAAAAUGAUGAACAGGCAGUUUUAGACACUGACUCCAUAAAACGUAGCACUGAUGACAGAUGUUUUUUGUUUUUUAAAUCACUGGAGGCUGCUUGCAUCCCAUCCUGUUCUUUUACUGCAAAGUGGCCGGUGCCAGCCAAUAAGUUUGAAAUACCAGCCUAAUUCAGCUGCCGUAAUGAUCAUUUAACACAGAUUUAUAGGACAUUCAUUUAUGUAAAUCAUGGGACAUAUUGUGCAUUAUUUUCCAAGAAGGAUGGGGUCUAUGCUGUCUGUGAAAGGAAAGAAAUGCUGAUUUUUUUAUAACAGCAUUUUGGCUUUUUGUGUUUUUACUACAAGUGUUUGGUUUUGGUUUGGUUUUCUUUUUCACUUAAUACCCAAACAAUUAGAAUACUACUACUUGUCUAGUUUUAAAUUAAAAAAAAAAAAAUUUUUGUCUUUAAUCAAAGGGAUUUGAAUGAUGUUCCUAAUGUGCAAAUCACUCAAAAAUGUCCUCCAGUUCUUCUUGCCAUUAGAAAAUUACUAGACCAAAGAUCUGAUCAUUUACAGGAAAAAGAAUCUUAAUAUUCCUUUCAUAUAAUUAUGUCUGGGGCCUCUCUACAUUUAGAUUUUGCUGUGUGUUAAACUAGUUGUGAAUUCGGGUUUAUUAUUGUGUGUGUGUGUGUAUAUAUAUCACAGUAUUUAUUUUUGCAUUUUUGUUUUUAAUUGGUAAACUACUGUCUCUUUUCAGUGAUUACCGUUUUAUUUUGCUUCAGUAAAGUGAGUAUCACCAGAUGAUGUUUUGCAUUCGUAAUGGCCUUCUUUGUAUCGAGGGAAUAUUGCUAAUGUUAUUUUGCAUAAAAGUUUACAAACCUGCCUAAUACGCUCCAUUGAUAAACAGCUAACAGCUCUUCUGUUGUUCGUGUAAUAUUUUCCUCCAUCAGGUUCUGCUGAAAGCAAAAUGGCCCAUAAGCAGCAGUAAUGCUGUUUCUUUUGAUAAUAUUUAUGUGAAAAUGUUUCAGCUUCUUUCUGACCACCUAAUUAGCUAUAGGUUUUCAAUUAUGUCCCUACUGGUUUUGUUCUGCUGCCACAGUGUUUCUCUGUUUUAACGUGUAAACAGCUGGAUAAAGCUUGCUUAACCAUGACCAAGAUCUUUCUCCAACCCUAACCACAGACUUUUAUUUACCUCAACUGAACCAGACUUAAAAUGUAAUGCAGUGGGGGAGCUUAUCCAGUCACAUGUGGGUGGUUGUUACUGUAUUCUUUCCUGUUCAAGUAAAGCUCACUUUCAUGUCCACCUUGACUUUUCAAGCCUGCAGUCGUUUAAAGCUGGAAUCAGAUUGCAUUGAGUUAAUUCCUUGUACUAAACUAUUUAAGGCAGGGAUUACUAAAGGUCCUCCUGGUAGGGGAAAAGUGGUUAAGAUGUCUAUUCUUGUAGCCUUGGCAAUGUGACUAGGUGACAUGAUAUAAACACUGCUGUGCGUUCUAUAUGUGGGUGUUUUGACUUGGGCUAGGUGUCUUUUAGAAGAUCAGAGAAUCAUAUCCAGCUUUUAUCAAAAAGUUUGCCUUUAAUAAUCCUGUUUUAUUCUAAUUAUGUGCAUCAAAGUAUUUUUGCUCUGAAUUGUACUGUACAAAAA
Messenger RNA from Archocentrus centrarchus (flier cichlid), 3410 nucleotides. It is a transcript of the gene cep55l, whose product is annotated as centrosomal protein 55 like. The transcript has 12 exons. Gene Ontology annotation, biological process: mitotic cytokinesis; regulation of phosphatidylinositol 3-kinase/protein kinase B signal transduction; establishment of protein localization. The record is from RefSeq and is a predicted model, not a curated record. The coding region runs from base 113 to 1639 and encodes 508 amino acids. NCBI's taxonomy places the organism in Eukaryota, Metazoa, Chordata, Actinopteri, Cichliformes, Cichlidae. Gene Ontology annotation, cellular component: midbody.